This is a messenger RNA of Physcomitrium patens, 3104 nucleotides long. RefSeq lists its product as uncharacterized. The record is from RefSeq and is a predicted model, not a curated record. NCBI's taxonomy places the organism in Eukaryota, Viridiplantae, Streptophyta, Bryopsida, Funariales, Funariaceae. Gene Ontology annotation, molecular function: S-adenosylmethionine-dependent methyltransferase activity.
GCCUAAUUAGUUAAAGAUGGUCUUUGGGACGCAACAGCGCCGCGUGAGUAAUCAGCCAUGCGAUGCUGAAGUUCGCAUGCCGAGUGAGUCGAGUAUCUGAGAUGCUCACAGAGUUUCGUAUGAUCAGAUGCAGUCGUUAGAGUAAAAAAUGCGUCCUUGUAUGCGGUGUCUGUAUUUUGCUAGAGUUUUGCUGUGGAAGUGAACAACGACGUAGUUUGCGGAAGAUUACGAGAGUUUGCGAGAGCGAGAGAGGAAUUCGGAUAGAUGGGGAGGAUGAAGGGUGCAGCGGAGAUGCCUGGUGCAGCUGGGUCGGUGCCGUUACCUGAGGUUCUGACCGAUUUUAGGCAAGAGAGCUACUGGGAUCAAUUUUUUAAGGCUAGCCAGGGCCGGCCGUUUGAGUGGUAUGGAGAUUGGGUUUCGCUGCCUAAAGUGUUUCGGGAGCUUCUGGGCUUGAGGCCUGAACGGAACCCGCCGCUGGAGAUUCUUGUGCCGGGCUGUGGGAAUUCGAGGCUGUCAGCGGCUAUGUAUGAUGCUGGGUUUCAGAAAAUUGUCAAUGUAGAUUUCAACAAACGCGUCAUAACUGAGAUGUUGAGGUUAAAUGUGCGAGCUCGCCCUUUGAUGCGAUGGCAGGUUAUGGAUAUCACCAAAAUGCAGUUUGCAGAUAAUUCAUUCGAUGUGGUGUUGGACAAGGGUAGUUUAGACGCACUUACGGGAGAGCCAGAUGAGCCUCAAGUUGCAGCGGAAGGACUUCUUUCCGAGGUGAAGCGAGUACUAAAACAUGGUGGAAAAUACAUUUGUAUUACACUUGCUCAGCAGCACGUAAUUGAAUUGCUGCUUGGAAACUUCAGGAUAGGCUGGGACGUUGUUGUGUAUCAAGUGCAAGAUGAGUCAAAUGAUACAUCAUCUGCCUUACAGCCACUACUUGUGGUGGCUACAAAUACUGGUUCUGUUAAGGUUUCUCCGGUAAAACCCUGCUUAGAAGAAGUCAAUCCAAGAGCAGCCAAUGCAGACCAGAUGAAUUGCGUGGUAAGUGUGAUUGAAGCGGAAAAUAAACUGCGCGCAACUUUUGAAGCUGGUUCGGUGGAGGAUCAGGAAGUUGAAGAGGACUAUUCUGAGUAUGAUGAAUUAAAUCCAGGCAAAGUGAGAACGGUAAAGUUAGGUGGUCAUUAUCUUGCAGUGGUUCUUGAUGCCAAGCCCGAGUCUGGACCUCACGCGUAUAAGGCGGCUGUUUUCUUAGUUCCAAGGGGUCGAGCACAUGAGUGGCUCUUUUCUACUGAGGAAGGACAGUGGGAGAUUGUAGAGGCUGCAAAAGCGAGUCGACUUAUAAUGGUCAUGUUGGACACUCAGCAAUAUCCAGGAAGCUUAGCAGCUGUCCAGGACGAACUGUCUCAUGUUGUGAAGAAUUUUUUACCACUUCAUUGCAAGGAGUCUAAAGAUAUUCCGUACAUGACCACAGAUGAUGGUGUACACCGGAGAACUGUCCUUGAAGAGAUAAAAUCCCCAAUUACUGGUACAAUUAAGGUUGAAGACGUGGUACUUGAAGGUAAGAAAACCAGUGAAGAUGCUGCAUCAGCUCCAACACAGAGCUUCUAUCGUCGACUCGUCUUCGACAGAAAUCCCAAUCUUAUCCAGUCUGAUGCAGUACUAGUGCCUUACUCAGCAGUGGCUGAAGACCCACAAUCGAGAAAGCAGACUACCCAGCAGAAAAAGAAGAAGAAGAAGAGUAAAGCCAAAGAACCAGUGCUUGAUAUUAAAAACGAGGUGGAGGAGGAACUCCGGGUGGAUCACAGUCAGUUGGGUAAUAGCUAUCAUGCAGGGAUGAUUGCUGGUGUAGCACUAAUCACUCAAGGUCUAGAACAAAGUUUGUCUGUCAAAGAUCCAGUAAGAGUGAUGGUAGUGGGGCUCGGAGCAGGGUUGCUACCUAUGUUUUUACAUAAUCAUCUCCCGGUUGAUCAUAUUGAGGUGGUUGAGCUGGAUGGUGUAAUUGGAGAUUUAGCUAAGCGCCAUUUUGGGUUUGUCGAGAAUAAUCGCAUGAAGCUACACGUAGGGGAUGGUAUCGACGCAGUGCAUGCGAUUGGACGGGUAGCUAAAAUACCUGUUAAGGUGCCCACAGUUUCAGAACUUUCAGAAAAUCUGGCUACGAGUCAUAUAAACGAAGGUUCAAAUUCUGUGAAGGACCAAAGGUUGCAUGUUUUGAUUAUUGAUGCAGAUGCUGGCGACUCAAGCUUGGAAAUGAGCUGUCCACCAAAAGAAUUUUUGGAUGAGUCCUUCCUUGCUGCAGCCAAGGUAGCGCUUGUGGAUGAGGGUAUGCUGGUCAUCAAUGUGGUGUCCCGGGCUGCACGAGCAGUUUCUUCUGCGGCUUCAAAGCUCCAGAAGGUAUUCGAGGAGGUUUAUGAGUUGAAGAUCGAUGAGGACGUGAAUCGUGUUCUUUUUGCACUUCCACGUAAAUGCCCUGUGCCUAACGACUCUCUAAUCAGUGACUUGCGUUCCGCAGCAUUGCGUUUGAGGAAAUUGUGUACAGAUUUUUCACCUUGGCAACAUGGUCCAGCCCUAGAAGACUUCUUACAAGAAGAUAAGCUACGCCUAAUUCCCAGAACUUAGCCGGGAUGAUAUUAGACUGUAUUUGCAGAAGCAUGUGAAACUUUGUUUUCCUGGGGUUUGGCAUUGACAGGGUUGAAAGUCCAAAGAUGUCACACAGCUGUGACAGUGAGUCCAUCAGUGUGUUUAAUAUGGGUUCUCAUGCCAAUUAUUUACUGCAUUGCAGUCAAACCCAAGGCCAAAAGUAAUCUACUAGUUUGGAGAGUCAAUAUUAAAGUGAUAUAUAGCGCCGUGUCUUUUUUGAAGCCAGAGGAAGAGAUCAACCUUUUACUCUGAUGAGUUAAAAAGACUGUUUUUCCUGGUGUCCAGUCUUUCUCUCCUAACAUCAGACAUGUCUUGGCUUUCGUUACUUACACCAGCAGUCCUGUGCAGUCUUUUUAUACUCCAUGCAGAAGAACUAGUAUGGAUUAUGCUGUCGACUCAACUUUGGUUGGCUUCAAACGUCAGCAGUGCAGUUAUUCACUCGCUGAAUUUCAUACAAAGUGGUAAUCCAUGUUUCUUAAGUA